Molecule: messenger RNA, 1086 nt
Organism: Diaporthe amygdali
Lineage: Eukaryota; Fungi; Ascomycota; Sordariomycetes; Diaporthales; Diaporthaceae
Exons: 2
Coding region: 1-1086 (361 amino acids)
Source: RefSeq, a predicted model, not a curated record
AUGAAGCCCUUCGCGAUCCUGCUCUCCAUCAUUGUUGGAAUAGUGUCGGUACUACUGUUCAAGGAACACAUUCUCGAGACGGCUACGAUCCUGUAUAGAAGCCUCAGCGACAGCAUUAGCAACAUCAACAGCACGAGCACGACGGACUCGUCCCCUGAGGAACAGCAGAUCACCACGACGAAUAUGAGCGUCCCUCGCGCGAUUCGAAAGGCCUUCCUGGCCAUUGAGCAGGCCGAGGGCGCAGGCGCGCGGGUCAGGAGGUCAAUCGGCACGCCCCAGCUCAAAAACUUCUCACCGUUCUUGAUGCUGGACCAUUUCUCCGUGAAGCCAGGCGCGGGAUUCCCGGACCACCCUCAUCGGGGCCAAGAGACAAUCACAUACAUGCUCUCAGGCGCCUUCGACCACGAGGACUUCGCCGGUAACAAGGGCACCAUCCACGCGGGCGACCUGCAGUUCAUGACGGCGGGCCGCGGCAUCGUGCACAGCGAGAUGCCGGCGCAGAACGCCGACGGGAGCGCCAACACCGGCUUGCAGCUGUGGGUCGACCUCCCGCGCGAGCUCAAGAUGUGCGAGCCGCGCUACCGCGACCUGCGCGCCGCAGAGGUCCCCGCCGCGGAGGCGGACGACGGCAAGGUGACCGUCAAGGUCAUCUCGGGCCGCAGCCACGGCGUCGACUCGGUGAAAGACCUCGCCUACACCCCUGUCUGGCUGCUCGACGUGACUAUCAAGCCUGGCGGCCGCGUCGAGCAGCCUGUGCCGGAGGGGUUCAACGCGUUUGUGUACACGCUUGAGGGCAAGGCGCUCUUUGGGCCUGACAAGAAGCCCGUGCCGCAGUAUCAUAAUGUUGUGUUUGAGCUCGAGGGCGACUCGAUUGUGGUCGAGAAUGAGGCGGGCAGUGACGGCGAUGCGCGGUUCGUUAUUGUCGCGGGCCAGGUGCUGGAUCAGCCCGUUGUGCAGUACGGCCCGUUCGUGCUGAAUUCGAUUGACGAGGUGCGAGAGGCUCUGACAGACUACUCGACAUACUCGAGAGGUUUUGAGAGGGCUGAGGGUUGGGCGAGUGAGAUCGGGAAGUCGAUGGUGCAUUAG